This is a messenger RNA of Micropterus salmoides (largemouth bass), 1935 nucleotides long. RefSeq names its product cytochrome P450 2J2-like. Gene Ontology annotation, molecular function: oxidoreductase activity, acting on paired donors, with incorporation or reduction of molecular oxygen, reduced flavin or flavoprotein as one donor, and incorporation of one atom of oxygen; iron ion binding; heme binding. Gene Ontology annotation, biological process: xenobiotic metabolic process. The record is from RefSeq and is a predicted model, not a curated record. Lineage: Eukaryota; Metazoa; Chordata; Actinopteri; Centrarchiformes; Centrarchidae. Gene Ontology annotation, cellular component: cytoplasm; intracellular membrane-bounded organelle.
CACAAGGCACAGAAGUCUGGGGCAGAUAAACAAACUAUAGUCAGGCAGUCGCUUCUCUUUUCCAUAAUUAGCCUAUGUGAGCAGUCAUGAUCUGACUUUAUGCUGCACACAACAUGAGUCUGCGAAAAGCGAAAGUAAAAGUAGCUGGUUGCCUGGCUGAGAAGGGGGAGGUGUGCACCUGUGGCUUUUUCCGACUUGUUAACUGGGACGCGGUCAGCUCGGGUGUGACGACAUUCCCACCUCCGACUUCCGAGGUAAAUUUAAUGCAGAACUAGGCACGCAAACCGGAUGUCUUCUCGAUACCAACUUUGUUUAGAACAUUCCCUUCAUUCACCGGACAGAUUCAUUCACCGGUCGCGAUAUCGCAUAGCCUACUGAUAAAUAAACAAGACAACAAAUGGAGACAAUACAGAAAGUACUCGGCUUGGAGUGGAUGGACGGCACGAGUCUUUUAAUAUUUCUGUGUGUUUUUCUGUUGUUGACUGAUGUUUUGAAGAACAGAGUGCCGACCAACUUUCCUCCUGGACCCUGGGCUCUUCCUUUGAUUGGUGACCUUCAUCGCAUCCAACCCUCCAGACUUCACCUGCAGUUCACAGAGUUUGCAGAGAAAUAUGGAAACGUUUUCAGCCUUCGGCUGUUCGGUGGACGGAUUGUGGUGAUUAAUGGCUACAAGCUUGUAAGAGAGGCCCUGGUCCACAAAGGAGAGGACUACAUAGAUCGCCCCAUCAUACCAAUGGCAGAAGCAUUAAAUGGGAACAGAGGUCUGGUGAUAUCAAAUGGCAAUCCAUGGAAGCAGCAGAGGAGAUUCGCUCUUCAGACACUCAGAAACUUUGGUGUGGGCAAGAAGAGCCUGGAGCCAUCCAUCCAGCAGGAGUGCCAAUAUCUCACUGAAGCUUUUGCCCUUCAGCAAGGCAAGCCUUUUGAUGCCCAAUCACUGAUUACCAGUGCUGUGUCCAACAUCAUCUGCUGCCUGGUGUUUGGUGAUCGCUUUGAAUACACUGACAAGCAGUACCAGGGUAUUCCUAAGUUCAAUGAAAUAGUACUUACAGGGAAGUUUGGGACACAGGUUUAUAACACAUAUCCCUGGCUGAUGAAGUGGGUGCCCGGACCUCACCAGAGGAUAUUCACUCUGACACAAAACUUAGAUGACUUUGUAGAGAUCAAGAUUAAAGAACACAGAGAAAGCCUUGACCCGUCCUCACCGAGAGACUACAUCGACUGCUUCCUCACAGAGAUGGGAGAGAAGGAGGACACAGAUUCUGGUUUUGAUUUAAAAAAUCUGGCUGUUUGCACUCUGGACCUGUUUGCUGCUGGAACUGAAACUACUACCACAACUUUACACUGGGGACUGCUAUUCAUGAUGUACUACCCUGACAUACAAGAGAGAGUCCAGGCUGAGAUAGAAUCUGUCGUUGGUUCAUCCCGACUGCCCUCUGUGACUGACAGAGAAAGCAUGCCCUAUACUGAUGCAGUCAUCCAUGAAAUCCAGAGAAUGGGCAACAUCGUCCCCCUCAAUGUGGUCCGCAUGGCAAACAAGGACACCGUGCUUGACAAGUACACAAUCCCAAAGGGCACCGCUAUCUUGACCACGCUGAACUCAGUUCUACAUGAUGAGUCGAUGUGGGAAACUCCACACACCUUCAACCCUCAACAUUUUCUGGACCAGGACGGCAAAUUUAGGAAGAGAGAGGCCUUCCUUCCUUUUUCAGCAGGUAAGCGUGUGUGUCUUGGGGAGCAGCUGGCCAGGAUGGAGUUAUUCCUCUUCUUUACCUCCCUCCUUCAGAGGUUUUCUUUCUCGGCAUGCGCUGGAGAGCAGCCCAGUCUGGAGUUCAAGUUGGGAGCCACUCGCUGUCCCAAACCUUACCGCGUCUGUGCCGUACCACGAUAAACCACCAACUGAACCGCAGCGUUCCACUACAUUUGUCUUGUGAAGCA